Messenger RNA from Daktulosphaira vitifoliae (grape phylloxera), 1228 nucleotides. Its product is annotated as opsin-1-like. The transcript has 7 exons. Gene Ontology annotation, cellular component: membrane. Bases 1 to 1143 code for a protein of 380 amino acids. Gene Ontology annotation, molecular function: G protein-coupled receptor activity. The record is from RefSeq and is a predicted model, not a curated record. Gene Ontology annotation, biological process: G protein-coupled receptor signaling pathway; phototransduction; visual perception. Lineage: Eukaryota; Metazoa; Arthropoda; Insecta; Hemiptera; Phylloxeridae.
AUGUUGAAAACAAUCGGACCCCAUUUUGAUCGCCAAGAGAUCCUUUGGGGAAACUUACCAGAAGGAGGCUAUGGCAAUGAAACGGUGGUAGAUCGAGUUCCACCAGAAAUGAUGCAUAUGAUUGAACCAAUAUGGUAUCUAUAUCCUCCGAUGGAAUCAAUAUGGUACAAAUGGUUAGGGAUUACGAUGUGUCUUUUAACAAUUUUAGCGUUAACAGGCAAUGGAUUAGUAUUAUAUAUUUUCACGUGUACAAAAAGUUUGAGAACGCCAUCAAACCUGUUAGUAGUAAACUUAGCACUUUCCGACUUUUGCAUGAUGUGUUCAAUGGGUCCAGCUAUGGCUUGGAGUUGUUUGUACGAAACUUGGAUGUUUGGGCCAUUUGGAUGUGAAUUAUAUGCUAUGGCUGGAUCAAUAUUUGGUAAUGCAUCUAUUUGGACGAUGGUUUUCAUAGCAUUAGAUCGAUACAAUGUCAUAGUAAAAGGUUUGGCAGCAAAACCAAUGACAAUCAAACUGGCUCUUUUUAAAAUUCUUCUAAUUUAUACACAUGCUAUUAUGUGGUCUAUAGCACCAAUAUUAGGUUGGAGUAGAUUUGUACCAGAGAUGAAUAUGACAUCAUGUGGUACAGAUUAUCUGAAUGAGUCAAUACAAUCCAAAUCAUUCAUUGUUAUAUAUGCAUUAUUUGUUUACGUAACACCUUUGCUAGUGAUUAUAUAUUCUUACUAUUUCAUUGUGAAGGCAAUUGCAAAACAUGAAAAAACAAUGAGAGAACAAGCAAAAAAAAUGAAUGUGACAUCUCUUAGAUCUGGUGAGCAAAGUAAUACAAGUGCUGAAAUUAAGUUGGCAAAAGUUGCUCUGAUGACUAUAUCGUUAUGGUUUAUGGCAUGGACGCCAUAUUUGGUGAUAAAUUUUGGUGCAAUAUUUGAUCUUAUAACAAUUGACCCUCUAUUUACUAUUUGGGGAGCAGUUUUUGCAAAAGCUAAUGCGGUGUACAAUCCAAUAGUAUAUGCAAUUAGUCAUCCAAAAUAUAGACAAGCAUUAGACAAAAAUUUCCCAUGUCUCGUAUGUGGUAAAUUGGAGGAUGAUAAAAGCGAUACAAAAUCAAUUGCAUCUGCUCAGACUACUGUUUCAGAAGAUAAAGUUUAAAUAUAAAACAUCUUUAUAAUCUUAAUAUAUUAAUGAAAAAUACAAUGUAUUUAAAAGAAUUAAACUACUGCACCUUUAUUUUAAU